CAGGUUGGUCAGAUGGAAAAGAAGACUCCCCGCUCGGAAGCAAGAAGUGUUGCAAUGCGGGAGAACCCCUUUCCAGUCAAGGUCAUCGAACCCGGAUUGCAGCUGGAUAUUGAAGAAUCUCAAACCUCCAACAAGGAAGAUUACGACCGAAUUCUUCAAAAUGUUGCAGGAUUUGAGCCUUCGCAUAUGCCGGAGCCCGGUGAUGUCAGGACGUCCCAGGAGAACUUUCGCAAGUUCAAUUGCCGCUUGCGGGCAGAGAUGGCCCUGGCGAUGUGGUAUCAGGUUGUUCAGCAAAGCCUUCCAGACCCAAAGCGGUUGGCUCGUGCAAUACUGGCAGAUGAUAGCAGAACAACCUUGAACAAGAACUUUUCACAUUCAAAAUUCAGCGACUACCAUUUGGCACAGCUUGCAGCCGCACUCCCAAGCAACCUUCGGCAUUUGCAACUCUCGUUUUGGUGUGGCCAAAUCGGCACUCCAGGAAUCCGAGCCCUUUCAAAGAGUCUCUCACAACUCAAGCAUUUGGAGACCUUGAUGCUGGAUUGCCAGAUGUGUUCACAGAUUGGUCAAACAGGUGUAGAUGCUCUUGGCUUGUGCUUGCCGGCAACAAUAACAGUCCUUCGAUUGAACUUUCACGCAGCGAAUCUCCGCAACAUCAAUGGUUUGGCGAAGGGCAUUUCAAAUUUGAAGAAUUUACGCGCUCUCAGCAUCGAUGUUGGAGGCAUCGAGAAUAUGGAUCACAGGCAAGUGGGCACGCUUGCAGAGAGCUUUCCGCCGCGCUUGAUGAAUCUACAUCUUGGACUGAGGGGCUGCCCGUAUUUCACAAGCUCUGGAGUGCAAUUGCUAGUAUUGAGCCUUCCUGCAGAAAUGUCAAUGCUUUCUUUGAACUUCAGCGUAUGCGAUCAGAUCAACAACGAUGCCGUCAGAUGGCUGGCCUUCAAAAUGCCAUGUUUGCUGAAGG
Messenger RNA from Cladocopium goreaui, 958 nucleotides. Lineage: Eukaryota; Dinophyceae; Suessiales; Symbiodiniaceae. The record is from the annotation of a GenBank genome assembly.